UUUCAAGUUGAACCGCACCCAAUUGCAUAAGAGUGAAAGUCCUCAGUUUGUCCACGUUGGUGCGGAAACUCGCUCUUCUCGACGACAAAUCGGACUUGAAUCCCGUUUUUUGUCACGUGAUAAAUUGAAUGAACGAUGCUGAACAUCUGUACAUUGCUGAUUUUGGCUGUGGUAGUGAUUGGUGGAGCGUACGAUCCGAACGACGCGGAGGUGAGUUCGGUUCUGCCGCCGAAAGGGACGUUCGAAGCGUUUUAUCCGAGGGGCCAGGAGACGGGAUCAUCGAGGGCGGCUCAUUCGCACGGCAGCUUCUAUAAACAUCGCAAUCCUGCGCUGGUGGACGCGAAAAAUGCCGCCGCCUACGGUUUUCGAUUCGACGGAAAGAGGCGAUUCAAUUAUGAUUAAUUGCUUUUAUAAUCCAGCUCUGGAAAAUGUGAAUUCAAUAAAUUGUACAUAACUUUA
Molecule: messenger RNA, 459 nt
Organism: Aethina tumida (small hive beetle)
Lineage: Eukaryota; Metazoa; Arthropoda; Insecta; Coleoptera; Nitidulidae
Exons: 1
Coding region: 136-402 (88 amino acids)
Source: RefSeq, a predicted model, not a curated record